This is a messenger RNA of Terrapene triunguis (Three-toed box turtle), 13170 nucleotides long. Its product is annotated as titin-like. Lineage: Eukaryota; Metazoa; Chordata; Testudines; Emydidae. The transcript is spliced from 33 exons. The annotation marks the transcript as partial. The record is from RefSeq and is a predicted model, not a curated record.
UUUUCCCAUACAGACUUUUCUAGUUCUGUUGUUGUGUCUACUGAGGAAGAAAGAACCGAAAGUUACAGCAGCGGCCUUCAAUUGUCUGAUAGAGAUAAAACACUUGAAUUUAUGCCUGAAAAUUCUGUUUACUCCAGUAAAUUAGAGAUGAAAACGGAGGAGGGCAGCGUCCCAGUUUUCCUCAAACACGUUUCUAAUGUUGAAAUAAGUCUAGGAGAUGUAGCUAGACUCUCAGUUACUGUUACUGGCAGUCCAAAACCUAAAAUCCAGUGGUUCUUUAAUGGAGUAAAGUUAACCUCUUCCACGGAUCACAAAUUUGUAUUUGAUGGUAGUGAUUAUAGUCUUAUCAUUCUCUAUACAAAAUCUGAAGAUGAGGGUGAGUACACUUGCAUUGCCAGUAAUAAGUAUGGAGAGACUGCAUGCAGUGCCUAUCUAAAGGUGAAGCCAAAAGAGAUUGGAGAAGUCUACAAAAAAUCGCUGGUAGAACUAGAGGUGAAGAAACCCUUAGAAAAGAAAAGAAAUCCCAACCCCCCUUGCUUUGUGAAGAAAGUGGAACCUGUUCAGUGUGUUCAAGGUCUCCCUGUUGUAUUUGAGUAUACAGUGCUUGGAGAACCUGUACCCGAGGUGCAAUGGUUUAAGGGAAAUCACCAGAUUUUCUCUAAUGUAUACUACACUGUGGUUCAUAAUCCUGACGGCUCGGGUUCAUUAACGGUCCAUCAGUGUCAGAGAGAUGAUGGUGGGUUAUAUACCUGUAAAGCCAUAAAUCCCCUUGGGGAAGCCACUUGCUCUGCAGAACUGCUUGUACUGGACUCCGCUGCUGUGUUGCAGUAUAAGGAACAGAAAGUCGUUCAGAAACAGCUUACGAAAUCGUACAAAGAAACCGUAAGUGAGCAGACUACCGAGUCUCGUUUAUAUGCUGUUAAAUUGCCAGGUGAGGGUGGGCAGCGGGACCAGCAAGUGUUGUAUACAAUCGGGACAGAGGGCAGGCCCUCGGUACAUAGCGAAGAGGUGGACUCGUUGCUUGAGGUUUCUCACUCCGCCGCUAGCAUGCAGCAGGAGACGGUUCUUACUCAGCAAGCGGCCGUACUGGAAUCUCGUGAGGCUGCGGAGAGCCUAGAUGUUUCUCCUCCGGCGGCAGAAACGGGGGUUUCAACGGCAAAGCAGCUUCCCCCAGCAGCUUUCACUACGAAUGAGGUUCGGGAGCACCCGAGCCUGCUGGAGCCGUGUCUUGAGCCAAUUAACAGCCCCCCAGUAGCUGGGUUGCCUGGUCCUGAACUCCCCGUGGGCCCCGCUAUUUGUUUGCCAGUAGUAGAGGAAAGCAGCCAGCAGGACAAAGAAAAGGAACUGCAGAUUCACCCCCCGGAGAGGGUUGCUCUGCAGGCGGCCCGAGAAGAGAAAUCCACCUUUCUCUCUGCCGUGGCUGAAGAGCAGCGUGCAGUGACGGCGAGCACAGCGGUGCCUCUUCCGAGCGCGGGGGCGGAGGCGGGGACCUCAGCCCGCGAACCCCAGCAGCUAUUACACACCCCCAGAGUUGAAGACAUCCGGGAGCUGCCUAAAGAAACUUCCUUGGCGCUAGAAACGCCUACGCGCCAGAAGGCUCUCCUGAGGCUGGAAGGCGAGAAGAAGGAAUCUCAACUGGCCUUAGCUGCGGAACAGCAGCGAAUAGACGAAGCUCAUGCCCAGGAGCUCGGCGCCCUGGAUUUACCUGCGGAAGCGAAACCAGCACAGGAAUCGCCCGCGGAGUUACACGUGCCUAUAACUGAUUCCCAAAGGAUGUUUCUCAAAGAGGGCGCCUUUGAUGUCCCGUCAGCAGCUCCGCAAAAGGGGGCAUUGGUGCAGGAGAGGGUUGUGAAAGCUGCUCUGGUUACAGAAGAGAAGCAGCAGCUCGCGGGUGAGCAAGCGCAGCAAGUCCCCGGACUUGACAGGACAGUAACUGUAGAAACCCAAAAGGAAGGCGCAAAGCUAUUGAAUUUGCCGGUGGUACACGGGCAAACAACACUCCCUAGAGAAGGGCAUUUUAGUUUUGUGGCGCUGCCAGAGGAUCAAGCAGUCUCUAGGAAAACCCCAAUGUUCCUGCACGCGUUAGUCUCAGAAGAACAAACCCCCCUCCCUUAUGAAAGCACUAGUCAGUUCUCUGCCCUGGAUGGGGCGGUUAGCAUUCAGCCUGUCAAAGAGCCCCCUUCCGCCCUCCAUCUCCAGACAACCCAGUCAGAGCAUGUGUUGCCUAAGGAAGACAUGCUGGCUUUUCAAAAACCUGUGUCCCACGUGGCUUUCCAGAGAGAAGAAAAAAUGUUUAAUCGGGCAGCAACAACAGAAGAGAAGAGCGGGUUAUCUGCGGAACAACUGGAAGCUUUUCGGAGCAGUACCGAAGGAUUACACCCCACAGCUACAGUUGAACCUCAGCUACCGACCUGUCUUACCACAGUGGCUGAGGAUAUACCUCUGCCAAAAGAACAAAUCAUCAGUGCGGCAGAAAAGGAGCAGAAAGCUGCCCUGAGAAAAGAAGACUCUCAGACAGUUAUGCAGCUAUCGAGCGUGACUGAGAGCAGGACCUUGGACCUGGGUCAUGUUGAAACAUUUGAGGAGAUUCAGACCGUGAGCGGGGAGGUGAAAUCUGAACCCAGAUUCCUUUCAGAAUCUGUUUGCACCGAGGAAGGAAGUGUUCCACUAGAGAGUGCAAAUAUGCUAGAAGCCGCAGAACACGAUUUUGCUGCAAGAAUUCAAGAAGGACAGUCAGUGAGUCUACCAUUAAUACUAGAAGAAAGGCAGCCUCUCAAGGAAGAACAUGCAGUCGAACUAACGAGGUCAGAAACUGGAACUGUAAAGGUAGAGAAGCAACCAAAGGAGACACUGAGCGUACAUGAAAUACAAGAAAGAGAAGUCCUUUCCAAAGAAAACCAGUUUGUUGUUCAAGUUCCCAAGGGUUGUAGCUUAGACAUAAAGACUCAAAUCAGAAGUGCCCUGAAAGCUGCAAUGACUAGUGAACAACAUCUCUUGUUUUCCGAAUGGUUGGGUGAUAUAAAAAAUAUUGAAGUUAAGACAGUGAAAGUCAACAAGGAACCUAAAUAUACAAUGUGCACCUACCUUAUAACCACAGGGAGUUCCAGUCCCAUAGAAAUAACUGUCUCUCUAGAAGAAAUAUACCCUCAGAUAGUUGGCUUGAAAACUGAACUAAAAGCUGCUUUGUAUUCGAUUAUUUACGAAGAAAAACAUAUUUUGAUCGCAGAACAGCCCAGGGCUAUGUCAGUAACUGGGCUUCAGAAGUUGUCUAUCACGCAUGCGCCUUUCUCAGAAAUCUCAUCUGCUACUGUUGCUGAUAAGCCAGUGCAGCAGGAAACCGCGAGUCCUAUUUCUGAUGCGCUGGAGCCUCAGCAGGCUGAAAUAACCACAGAAUCUGAAGCGCAGCUGCAACAGUUUUUGUCUGCUCGAGCAGUCAGCAGCGUUGCUGUCAAAAGUCUGAUCAGAGAUGUCGGUGCAACCGCAGUCACUGCCGACGUUGCUUUAGCAGCGGUGCCAUUGGAGAAACCAGUGCAGAUCCUGAUAAUGAAACAGAAAAAGGAAGAAAUAUCUGAGGAAGAUGGUGGAGAGGUUCUCAUAACUCAGGCAGGGAAGCCAGAGGACAAGCUAGUUAGAGAAGAUUAUCCCGUCAUUCACAGAAAUCUUGUAGACACUGUUGUAGAGGAAGGUGAUAGUUUAAGUCUUAUAUCAAUUAUAACAAACGUCAAAAAGGUGAAUUGGUAUUUUGAGGGUAAACUGGUGUCUUCAGGCAAACAGUUCAAGUGUUUACAAGAUCAUGACACAUACACACUAGUAAUCAACAAAGUACACAAGGAAGUGCAUCAAGGAGAGUAUGCCUGUGAGGCACUGAAUGAAGGUGGAAAAACAACAACAUCAGCGAAACUCACAGUUGUAAAAAGAGUUGCACCCAUACUGAGGAGGAGACUCGAGUCGCAGGAAGUAGCCGUGAACCACCUGGCCAAGUUUAGCUGUGAGAUUGAGACUGCUCCUAAUGUCAGAUUCCAGUGGUAUAGAGCUGGCCGAGAAAUAUAUGACGGCGACAAGUAUUCCAUACAUACCACGAAAUACGUGUCCACGCUGGAAAUUCCAAGACCUCAAGUAGUUGACUGUGGAGAAUACAGCUGCAAAGCUUCCAAUCAGUAUGGCAGUGUAAGCUCUACAGCUAUUUUAACGGUGACUGAAGCGUUUCCUCCAACCUUUCUAACCAGACCCGAAUCUAUCACUACUUUUGUGGGUAAAAGUGCCAGGUUCCUGUGUACCGUGUCAGGCACUCCGGUGAUCGACACGGUGUGGCAGAGAGACGGCGCUGCCAUCUCUUCUUCAGAACAUCACAAGAUUUCAACCGUUGAUAAUAAGCAUAUUUUAGAGAUUAAACAUGUUACAGUAAACGACAGAGGAGUUUACACUUGCAAAGCCUCAAACAAGUUUGGAGCUGACAUCUGCCAGGGGGAAAUGGUAAUUAUUGAUAAGCCUCAUUUCAUUAAGGAGUUACAGUCGGUGCAGUCUGCUGUCAAUAAGAAGAUACGUCUGGAGUGCCAAGUAGAUGAAGAUAGGAAAGUAACAGUAGCGUGGAAUAAAGAUGGGAACAAAAUACCCCCAGGCAAAGAUUAUAAAAUUUGUUUUGAAGACAAAAUAGCAUCAGUUGAAAUCCCCCUGGCUAAACUUAAAGAUUCAGGAAAUUAUGUAUGCACGGCUUCGAAUGAGGCUGGAAGUAGUUCCUCUUCUGCAACUGUCACAAUCAGAGAGCCACCAUCAUUUUUGAAGAAGGUGGAUCCAUCUUAUUUAUUGACACCGGGCGAGUCAGCACACCUUCAGUGCAAAAUCAAAGGGUCUCCUGAAAUCCAAGUUACGUGGUUCAAGAAUAACAAAGAAAUUAGAGAGAGUAACACGUACAGAAUGUCAUUUGUCAACUCUGUAGCUGUGCUAGAUAUUUCCGACGUGAAAGUUGACGAUAGUGGAAGUUACUCUUGUGAAGCGGUUAAUGAUGCUGGCAAUGAUAGCUGCAGCACUGAAAUAGUUGUCAAAGAACCUCCUUCUUUCAUCAAAACACUUGAACCGGCAGAGAUAGUGAAAGGAACAAACGCUACACUUCAGUGUGAGGUUGCUGGUACUGGACCAUUCGAAAUUAGCUGGUUUAAAGACAAGAAGCAGAUUCGCAGUAGUAAAAAAUACAGAUUGAUCUCUCAGAAAUCUCUUGUUUUUCUGGAGAUCUCUUCCUUUAAUAGUGCAGAUGUUGGUGAAUAUGAGUGCGUUGUAGCUAACGAAGUUGAACCACCAUCUUUUAUUAAGAAAGUCGAAAAUGUGACUGCACUUGUUGAAGACACAGUUACUUUACAGUCCGUUGUGAAAGGGUCCGCUCCUAUUUCUAUAACGUGGAUGAAGGGGAAAGACAUUAUUAAAGAAGAUAACAAAGUCAAAGUGACCUUUGAAAGUGGUCUUGCAACGCUGCAGAUCACGGGUGUCCAGAUUAGUUCUGGUGGCAAGUAUACAUGUGUGGCGGAGAAUGAUGCAGGAAGUCAAACGUGUUUUGGAGAAUUAGCAGUGAAAGAACCUGCCCAAAUUACUGAGAAACCUGAGUUGAUUGAGGUGACUGCAGGAGACCCAGCAAUUUUGGAAUAUACAGUUGCAGGCACUCCAGAGUUAAAAACGAAAUGGUUCAAAGAUGGCAAACCGCUGGCUUCCAGCAAAAAGUAUAGAAUCAGUUUUAAAAAUAACGUUGCCCAGCUAAAGUUUUAUACCGCCGAAAUGCAGGACAGUGGCGAGUACACGUUCGAGAUUGCGAACGAUGUUGGACGCAGCUCGUGCACCACCACGUUCACUGUGUUAGACCGAGCCAUUGCUCCGUUCUUUGUUAAACCAUUGAGGAAUGUUGACAGCAUAGUUAGCGCCUCCUGCCGCAUGGACUGCAAAAUCUCUGGCUCCCUUCCAAUGAGUGUUUCGUGGUUUAAGCAUGACGACGAGCUAACUACCAGUGCCAAAUACACAGUAGUGUUUGCGGAAGGUUCUGCGUCUUUGGAAAUAAAACAUCUAGACACGAACGAUUCUGGCAUUUACACUUGCAGGGCCACAAACGCUGCGGGCAGUAAAGAAAGCAGUAGCACUUUGGUUGUAAAAGAGCCACCAAGCUUCGUUGUAGAACCAGAGUCCCAAGAAGUAGCACCCGGAUCGACGGUGCGUUUGAAGAGUUCCUUAAAAGGAACACCGCCACUCACAAUACAGUGGUUUAAGGGUGCCCGUGAGCUGGAAACCGGCGGAGCCUGCUAUAUUAUGACUGAAGCUUUAGCGAGUUAUUUGGAACUCUACGCAGUAAAGCCGUCUGACUCAGGGGAGUACACCUGCAAAGUCAGCAACGUGGCUGGUUCAGUUGCGUGCAGUGCAAACUUGUUUGUGAAAGAACCUGCUACCUUCGUCGAGAAGCCAGAGCCAUCACAGCUGUUAAAGACAGGAGAUUACGCGCAAUUAGAUUGUCAAGUAACUGGCACCCCUCAGAUAAAAAUCACCUGGUUCAAAGGUGACCGGGAAAUUCAGGAAAGCGCCAAAUACAAGAUGUCCUUCGUGGGCUCCAAGGCGACUCUCAAACUUAUAGGUGUGGCGAUUGAAGACAGUGGGGAAUAUAUCUGUGAGGCCAAAAAUGAUGCCGGCAAAGAUAUUUGCAGUAGUGUUGUCACAGUCCAAGAGUCACCUUAUUUUAGCAAGGAGUUUGAGCCCAUGGAAGUAUUGAAGGAUUCUGAUGUUGCUUUGGAGUGCGAGGUGCUGGGUACGCCUCCAUUUGAAGUAUUUUGGUUGAAGGACAACAAGCCUGUCAGAAGCAGUAGGAGGCAGAGAAUAAGCAUUGAGGAUUCAUUGAUUAGCCUCCACGUUUUCAGGUUUGAUGCCUCCGAUGUUGGUGAAUACCAGUGCAGAGUAACUAACGCGGUAGGAAGCUGCGUCUGCAGCGCUGGGGUGACCCUAAAAGAACCCCCGCAAUUUGUGAAGAAGAUUGAAAACAUUAGCUCUCUCAGAGGAGGGUCCGCUGUGUUUCAGGCCGCCCUGAAGGGCUCUUUGCCGAUCACAGUGUCGUGGUUGAAAGAUAACGAUGACGUCAUUGAAGAUAACAAUAUCAAAAUGACGUUUGUGAACAACAUGGCCACUCUCCUUGUCAGGUCUAUUGAAGUGAAGCAUGAUGGGAAAUAUUUCUGUCAGGCUAAAAAUGAUGCGGGAAUUCAAAGAUGCUCUGCUUUACUAACAGUGAAAGAACCCGCAACAAUAACUGACAAGGCCGUGUCAAUUGACGUCACGGAGGGAGACCCAGCAACCUUGCAGUGUAGAUUUUCAGGCACUAAAGACAUUGCAGCCAAAUGGUUCAAAGAUGGAAAAGAGUUGACUUUGGGCCCGAAAUAUAAAAUCAGUGUUACAGAUCAAGUCUCCGCCUUAAAGAUAGUUCAUACGGAAAAGAAAGAUAGCGGAGAAUACACUUUUGAGGUUCAAAAUGAUGUUGGAAGCAGCAGCUGUACCGCUAGCAUUAAUGUGCUAGAUCUUAUCAUACCGCCCAAGUUCACAAAAAAGCUAAAGAAAAUGGACAGCAUUAAGGGUUCUUUCAUUCACUUAGAGUGCAUAGUGUCUGGUUCACAUCCUAUAAGUAUCCAGUGGCACAAGGAUGACGAAGAGAUAACGGCUAGUGAAAAAUACAAAUAUUCUUUCCAUGAUAACACUGCAUUCCUGGAAAUCAACCAGCUGGAAGGUUCAGACAGUGGAUCUUAUACUUGUGAGGCAACAAAUAAAGCAGGAAGUAACCAGUGCAGUGGAUAUUUAACAGUCAAAGAACCCCCUUAUUUUGUUGAAAAACCACAGUCACAAGAUGUUAUACCCAAUGCUAGAGUUCUCUUCAAAGCUCUUGUGAAUGGUACCACUCCUAUGCAGAUAAAGUGGUUUAAAGAUAGCAAAGAACUUCUCUCAGGAGCCACUCGCUCUGUCUGGAAGGAUGACACGUCAAGUGUGCUAGAGCUGUUUUCAGCAAAGACUUCUGAUUCAGGGAACUAUACCUGUCAAAUAAGCAAUGAUGUUGGGACAGCAACUUGCAAAGCAGCCCUUUUUGUGAAAGAACCACCCAGGUUUAUUCAGAAGCCUAGUCCCGUAGUAGUUUUGAGAAAAGGACAAUCCACCAGUUUCGAAUGCCAAGUAGCAGGCACGCCCGCAAUCCACGUUACUUGGUAUAUGGAUGGGAAUGAAGUAACUGACCCUGCUAAGUAUGGCAUUGCAUUCGUAGACGGUUUUGCCACUUUCAAAGUAGCCAGUGCCAAAAUAGAGGAUAGUGGGAUUUAUGUUUGUGAAGCUCACAACGACGCAGGUAGUGAGAGCUGCAGCAUUGAACUGAAAGUGAAAGAACCUCCCACAUUCAUAAGGGAGUUGAAACCUGCUGAGGUAGUGAAGGGUUUUGAUGCCAUGCUGGAAUGUGAAGUCUCCGGUACUCCUCCAUUUGAAGUGACAUGGCUGAAGAAUAACAAGGAGAUUCGCAGCAGCAAAAAAUACGCCAUGAGCGACAGGGAAUCGAUAUUCACCCUUGUCGUAACCAACUGCGAUUUUUCAGAUGCUGGGGAAUACCAGUGCAUUAUAUCCAAUGAUGGGGGUAGUUGUUCUUGCAGCACAAGAGUCAGUUUAAAAGAACCACCUUCCUUCAUAAAGAAGAUAGAAAACGUCGCUACCGUCUUGAAAAGUUCCGCUGUUUUUCAAUGCACGGUAGCGGGUGCUCAUCCUUUAUCAGUGUCGUGGAUAAAAGAUGAAAAAAUUAUCGAGGAAGAUGAGAACUUCCAUAUUACGUUCGAGGACAAUGUGGCCAUACUGAAAAUAAAACAUAUUGAUAUUGGUCACAGGGGGAGGUACACCUGCCAGGCAAAGAAUGAGUCAGGAGUUGAAAAAUGCUUUGCCUUGCUCUUAGUACAAGAACCCGCUCAGAUCAUAGAAAAGACUAAAUCAGUUAAAGUGACUGAAAAAGACCCAGUGACCUUGGAAUGUACUGUGGCUGGAACACCAGAACUCAAACUGAAAUGGUUUAAAGAUGGCAAACAGCUUCUGCCCAGUAGAUAUUAUACCAUGAGCUUUGACAGUAACGUGGCCAGUUUCAGGAUUGAAUCGGUAAUGAAGGAGGACAGUGGUACAUACGCUUUUAAGGUUGAAAAUGAUUUUGGAAGCAGCACCUGUGAAGCUGUUUUGGCAGUUUUAGAGCCAGCAAGCUUCCUAGUAAAACCUGAAAACCAGCAAGCCGUCCCGAAUUCUACGGUGGAGUUUAAGACUGUGUUGAAAGGAACGCCUCCGUUUGCAAUAAAGUGGUUUAAAGAAGAUUUGGAACUUGUAUCUGGAGCUAAUUGUUUUAUUGGGAUAGAAGGGUCAACAGGUUUCUUAACUCUCUAUUCGGUGGAUAUUUCAAAGAGUGGAUACUAUACUUGCCAAGUUUCCAAUGACGUUGGUAGCGAUUCUUGUACUGCAACCUUGCUGGUAACAGAACCUCCAAAGUUUGUUAAGAAGCUAGAAGCAUCAAAAGUAGUAAAACGCGGUGAUUCCGCACGAUUUGAAUGCAAAAUAAGUGGAUCUCCAGAAAUCCGAGUGGUGUGGUACAGAAAUGACAAUGAAAUCAUUGCCAGUGAAAAAUUCAGGAUGUCCUUCAGUGAUUCUGUGGCAGUGAUUGAAAUGAACCAUCUCAGUACUGAAGACAGUGGGGAUUACAUAUGUGAAGCUCACAAUCCUGCUGGCAGGGCGAGCUGCAGUACUAAGGUUAUAGUGAAAGAACCUCCUGUUUUUAGCAGGAAGCCUUCUCCAGUAGACAUGCUCAAAGGUACUGAUGUGAGUCUUGAAUGUGAAAUUUCUGGAACGCCCCCAUUCGAAGUCACGUGGUAUAAAGAUAAGCGACAAAUCCGCAGCAGUAAAAAGUAUAAGGUUACAUCCAAAAAUUACCAUGCGAGUAUUCACAUUCUUAAUGUCGACGCCUCAGACAUUGGCGAAUACCAAUGCAAAGCACAGAACGAGGUCGGGAGUGACUCUUGCAUUUGCACUGUACAACUGAAAGAACCACCAAAAUUCGUGACGAAAAUAAACAGUAUCUCAGUUGUGGUUGGCGAACCAGUAGAAUUACAAGCAACAGUGGAAGGCUCUCAGCCAAUUUCUGUCCAGUGGCUUAAAGACAAGGAAGAAGUCGUUAGAGAAAGUGAAAACACUAGGAUUGCAUUUGCGGACAACGUUGCAACUCUGCAGCUGGCAAACGCAGAACCAGGCAGCGCUGGGAAGUAUAUCUGUCAGAUCAGCAAUGAUGCUGGAACUCGGGAGUGUAUGGCUACCUUAACAGUUCUAGAGCCGGCAAUCAUUGUAGAGAAGGCAGAACCAAUGAGAGUGACGGUGGGAGAUGUUUGCACUUUGGAGUGCAAAGUGGCGGGCACACCCGAACUUUCAGUUGGCUGGUUUAAGGAUGGGAAAGAACUGACAAGCAGCCACAAAUACAAAAUUACCGUCCAUAACAAAGUAUCUACGCUUAAAAUUCUCGAUUCGGAAAAGGGAGACAGCGGAUUGUACACCUUUGCCGUGCAGAACGACGUUGGGAAGACCAGCUGCACAGCCUCAGUUGAUGUUUUAGAUCGUAUCAUUCCGCCUUCUUUCACAAGAAAAUUAAAAGAAACAAAUGGUGUGCUAGGUUCUUCGGUGCUUCUGGAGUGCAAAGUAUCUGGGUCGCCACCUAUUUCAAUCGCUUGGUUUCAAGAUGGAAAUAAGAUAGUUAGUGGAGAAAAACAUCAAACCACGUUUUCAGAUAACCUCUGUGUUUUGCAACUGAAUUCACUGAACUCAUCAGAUACGGGAAGUUACACCUGUAAAGCUACUAAUGUAGCCGGGUCUGAUGAAUGCAGAGCUGUAUUAAACGUACAAGAACCACCCUCUUUUGUGAAGAAGCCCGAACCCUCGGAUGUUUUACCAGGCACAAGUGUAACUUUCACAAGCGUUAUCAGAGGAACCCCUCCAUUCAAGGUGAACUGGUUUAGAGGGGUCAAUGAACUGGUGCCGGGGGAUAAAUGUAAUGUCUAUUUGGAGGAUUCGGUUGCAGUACUGGAGUUGUUUGAUGUUGGUCCGCUUCAGAGCGGAGAUUAUACUUGCCUAGUGACUAACGAUGCUGGAAAAGCAUCCUGUACAGCACAUCUUUCUGUAAAAGAACCAGCGGUGUUUGUGAAGAAAUUGAGUGAUCACUGUGUUGAGCCAGGAAAAUCCAUAGUUCUGGAAAGCACAUACACUGGUAGCCUCCCAAUCUCGGUUGUAUGGAAGAAGAAUGGCAAAACUAUAACUCAGUCUGAAAAAUGCAGCAUCAUCACAACGGAAAAAUCUUGCAUUCUGGAAAUUCUCAAUAGUACAAAAGAUGAUGAAGGAGAAUACACUUGCCAUGUUGAGAACGAGGCGGGAGGGGAUGUUUGUGAAGCACUAGUGUCUACAUUAGAACCUCCUUAUUUUGUUACACACUUGGGACCUCUGGAAGUGUCAGUUGGAGAUUAUACAACUUUACAUUGCCAAGUUGCUGGAACACCAGAAAUUACAGUGUCUUGGUACAAAGGAGAUACAAAACUAAGAUCUACUCCUGAGUAUAAAAUGUUCUUUAGAGACAAUGUUGCUACUCUAGUUUUUAACAAAGUGGAUAACAAUGACAGCGGAGAAUAUAUCUGCAAAGCAGAAAACAGUGUUGGAACUGCAACUACAAAGGCUCUCUUAACAGUUCAAGCGCGCAAACUUCCGCCUUCCUUUGCAAGGAAAUUAAAGGACAUUGAACAAACAGUUGGCUUACCAGUUAAAUUUACCUGUCGUCUAAAUGGCUCAGAGCCUAUUAGCGUGACUUGGUAUAAAAAUGGUGUACCUUUAAGAGAUGACCAUAAUGUGCAAACCUCGUUCGUAGAUAAUGUAGCGAUUCUCCAGCUGUCUCAAACGGAGAUGAGUCACACUGCACAAUACUCUUGCACAGCUACCAAUGCUGUUGGAACGGCUACCUCUAGCGCUAGGCUCACAGUCUCAGAACCCAAGCAACCUCCCUUCUUUGAUAUAACACCUGCAUCCAUGGAAGUUCCUACUGGAGAAAGUGCUGAUUUUGAAUGUCAUGUUACUGGAGCCCAGCCAAUACAUGUCACCUGGGCAAAAGAUGGCAGAGAGAUCCGAACGGGAGGAAACUAUAAUAUUACCUUUAUAGCAAACACAGCUCACCUGAGAAUUCUGAGAGCAGGCAAAGGAGACUCUGGCCAGUAUACCUGCCAAGCUAGCAACGAAGUUGGAAAAAACUUUUGCUCGGCCCAACUUAAUGUCAAAGAAGCACCAAAGUUUGUUAAGAAACUAGAAGCUUCAAGAUUCGCGAAACAGGGGGAUUCAGUUCAACUUGAAUGUCAAAUAAGUGGCUCCCCCGAAAUCAAAGUUGUGUGGUACAGAAACGACACUGAGAUCCAUGCUAGUGAAAAAUACAGGAUCUCAUUCAGUGACUCUGUGGCAGUUCUCACCAUUACUGAUGCUAACAUUGAAGAUAGUGGAGAUUACAUUUGUGACGCUCACAAUUCUGCUGGUACUGCAAGCUGCAGUACUGUUGUCACAGUAAAAGAACCUCCGGUUUUUAGCAAGAAACCUACCCCGGUAGACACACUUAAAGGUUCGGAUGUUGUCAUUCAGUGUGAAAUUUCGGGAACCCCACCAUUUGAAGUAGCCUGGUUCAAAGACAGGAGGCAAGUCAGAAGCAGUAAGAAGUUCAAAGUUACAUCUAAAGACUUCACAGCCAGCGUUCACAUUCUUAACCUUGAAGCUUCAGACACUGGGGAGUACCAAUGCAAAGCCAUGAAUGAAGUGGGAAGUGACACUUGUGUUUGCGCUGUGAAAUUCAAAGAACCUCCGAGAUUUGUUCAGAAGUUAAGUGACACUGUAGCCUUUGUGGGGGAACCGACCGCUCUGCAGGCUGUGGUGGAAGGCUCUCAACCUAUUUCGGUUCUGUGGCUUAAGGAUAAAGGCGAAAUCAUCAGAGAAAGCGAAAAUGUUCAGAUAUCCUUUAUGGAUAAUAUUGCUACUCUCGAGCUCGCAACCGCAGAAGGAGCCAAUGUUGGAAAGUACAUCUGCCAGAUCAAAAAUGACGCGGGGAUGAGGGAGUGCUCGGCAUUUUUACAAGUAUUAGGUUGGUAA